AUGGAUCUCGAUGCCCUACUCUCCGCGAAGCCCAUAGCAGAUCUCGAUGCAACCGUCCGGAGCUUCCUCGCCAAAGCGCUGGCGGAGGCUGAUGCGGAGGAUGUCCCAGAAGUCUUGGCUCCAUUCCUGGCAGAUGCUGGGCUCGGUGGGGAAGAGGAGGCGAGGACACUCUGCCAGCGCUUCACCAUUUCUGGAAAGGCCGCCAUACCCUCGAAGUUGGCCUCCGGUUACCGUGACCUGAAAGCCCCGCAGUCACUUGGGUCACUCUGUGUCACCGUGAAGGAUCAGCCAGAGUUGCAGCCAGAGCCCCAGCCGGCGUCGGUACCCAAAGAGGCCGACAAGCCUCGGGGAAUUCGGGGCGCCGCGGCGCGCCGCGCCGCCCAGGCGGCCACAGAAGCCGCCUUGGCUCCCGGGGCGAUCCUCGAGUUGACUGCUGAAGAUGGACGGGAGAUUUCCAAGGCGCUGAAGAGCUGCGUGGAGCUACGGAGCUGGAUGCAAGAAGCAUCUGAGCGUGCUGACGUACUGAGCGCCUCCUUCCUAGCCUAUGCAGCAGAGUCCUCUCCAGAUGCAUUGGAAUCCUGGGGCAUGCUACUGCGAAACUCUCUGGAGGAAGCCGGCAUUGCUACAUGCCUAGGUGAAGAUGAAAGUUUGGGAGCUUUGGCUCAGAAGGGAGCCGUUCAACUCGCUAAGCACGGGCUUCUGCGAGUAAGGCAGAAGGGGUCCGAAGUUGGCGAUCCUGUGUGGGCUUUCCUCCCCGAAGAUCAGGAGUGGCACCCAGCUGUAGUGGAUGACAUUCUGCCCAGUGGACGCUUGAAGCUGAUCUUCAUCGAGUAUGGAAAGCCCCAGGAGGCGAACCAAGAGGAAGUUCGGGCUCUGACAGAAGUGGCAGACGAGGGCGAUGCCGGGGAGGGUGAGUGCGAGAUGUGCGAGAGGGACUUGAAACUCACUUUCCACCACUUGAUCCCGAAGGACAAGCAUCCGACCUAUCUGGGUAAGCGAUUGCCCAAUGGUGUUGAAGGUGAGCCAACCAGAUCCUUCUUGAACUCCUAUGGUCUCAUGAUUUGCCGGCAGUGCCACAACACGGUGCACAGCAUCGCAAGCAACGAAGUGCUAGCUAUAGAGUACAACAGCCUCCAAAAGUUGUUAAUGCACCCUGUCAUCCAGCGCUGGAUUGAGUUUGCGAAGCGACGAAAAGCCAGCAGCGGAAAGUCUCGCUGA
This is a messenger RNA of Symbiodinium sp. CCMP2456, 1218 nucleotides long. The record is from the annotation of a GenBank genome assembly. Lineage: Eukaryota; Dinophyceae; Suessiales; Symbiodiniaceae.